AUGAUCCCAGUAAUGUGGCUGGUGAUGCUGCUUCCUGAAGUGGUUCACUCCGCUCAGGGUCACUACGCCCACAAGCUUCUGAAUGACCUGAUGGAGAACUACUCCAGCGCCCUGCGGCCGGUGGAGGACACGGACAGAGCGCUCAACGUCACCUUACAGAUCACCCUGUCUCAGAUCAAAGACAUGGAUGAGAGGAACCAGGUUCUGAUCGCCUACCUGUGGAUUAGGCAGACUUGGUAUGAUGCUUAUCUGCGAUGGAACAAAGAGGACUACGAUGGACUGGAAGUCAUCCACAUCCCCAGCAGCCUGGUGUGGAGGCCCGACCUCGUCCUCUAUAACAAAGCUGACGAUGACUUCUCAGGGCCGAUGGACACCAACGUGAGACUGCGAUACAAUGGAGAGAUAACCUGGGAUGCUCCCGCCAUCACCAAGAGCUCCUGUGUGGUCGACGUCUCCUACUUCCCCUUCGACAGCCAGGAAUGUAACCUGACCUUCGGUUCCUGGACGUACAACGGUAACCAGGUAGACAUCAUUAUGGGCAUGGACAGCGGGGACCUGUCGGACUUUGUGGAAAACGUGGAAUGGGAGUGCCACGGGAUGCCGGCCACCAAGAGUGUCAUCAUGUACGGCUGCUGCUCCGACCCAUAUCCGGACAUCACGUACACCGUGCUCCUGCAGCGCCGCUCCUCCUUCUACAUCUUCAACCUCCUCCUCCCCUGCUUCCUCAUCUCCUUCCUGGCUCCUCUGGGGUUCUACCUGCCCGCCGACUCCGGGGAGAAGGUCUCCCUCGGAGUGACGGUUCUCUUGGCUCUCACUGUGUUUCAGCUGAUGGUGGCUGAGAGCAUGCCUCCAUCAGAGAGUGUGCCGCUUAUCGGGAAGUACUAUAUUGCCACAAUGACCAUGGUCACAGCCUCCACAUCUCUCACCAUCUUCAUCAUGAACAUACACUUCUGUGGUGCCGAGGCCAAACCAGUCCCCCACUGGGCAAAAGUCCUUAUCAUUGACUACAUGUCCAAGAUCUUCUGUGUUUAUGAGGUGGGAGAGAACUGUGCCUCGGCCUCCACCUCCUCUUCCUCUUCGUCCUUUCACUCGCCGCAGGAGGACAUCCGGCACCAGCACCUCAGCUCCCACGCUCAUGCAAACGGAAAACCGGGGAGCCACAGUCACAGAGAGGAUCGACACAAUCAGAAACACCCGAGGCCCCAGACCCCGAAACCACAGCACCACCCCAGAGUGAAAGCUCAGCACCACAUCACGAGAGACGAGAGGAGCGAGAGGAGCAACCUCUCUGGAUUUGCACCUGGGAAGUACGAUGGCUCCAAUGGUAAGCUCCCCACAGGAAGCUGCUGUAAAGGCGACCAGACUGUGCCCUGCUGCCCCGAGGACAAGAAGCCUCUGCCUCAAGGCCCCUCUGUAACCUUUGGCCCCUGCGUGUUCUGCAGCCAUGGCAGUGGUAUCCCUGGUGUGGACACCAAGCUGGUGAGGAAUGUUGAGUAUAUCGCCAACUGCUUCCGAGAGCAGAGGGCCACCUGCGCCAAGGGGGCCGAAUGGAAGAAGAUCGCUAAGGUGAUGGACAGGUUCUUCAUGUGGAUCUUCUUCAUCAUGGUUUUCCUCAUGAGCAUCCUCAUCAUCGGCAAGGCACCAUGA
Limanda limanda (common dab) is the source of this 1647-nucleotide messenger RNA. RefSeq names its product neuronal acetylcholine receptor subunit alpha-9-II. Gene Ontology annotation, cellular component: neuron projection; postsynaptic membrane; synapse. Gene Ontology annotation, biological process: chemical synaptic transmission; nervous system process; regulation of membrane potential. Lineage: Eukaryota; Metazoa; Chordata; Actinopteri; Pleuronectiformes; Pleuronectidae. Gene Ontology annotation, molecular function: acetylcholine-gated monoatomic cation-selective channel activity; transmembrane signaling receptor activity. Bases 1 to 1647 code for a protein of 548 amino acids. The transcript is spliced from 6 exons. The record is from RefSeq and is a predicted model, not a curated record.